AUGCCAAGAAAGUCAAAAGCCAAGAAACGCAAGCUUGCAGCGAUACAGCAAUCGUCGAAUCAAGGAAGCGAUCAAGAAGGUACUAGUGAUCGUCGACGAAGCAGUGAUGGUAAAGGAAGUAGCGACCAAGCGAGUGGUGCAGAGGAACAGAGGCCAUCAUCCUGGGGUUAUGUCCCAUUUAUUUUUAUGCCUGUACCAUCGAAUAACACCAGUCCGCAUAGGAACGAGGGAACCAUACAAUCAAUCCCCCUUUCGAGUAUCGGGCAGCCUCUGCAACCACCAGCACAGAAUAAGUCGAAAUUUCUCACCGUAUCUUUCAAAUGGUUUGGAAAGCGGCAAGGAUAUUGGCACAAGUUUCACUGCUGUGUGUCAGAUACUGGCAUAACAGUUGAGGAUUGGCUUUACAAUUAUUUGAACAAACAAACACCAGACAUCUACUUUGACCCUCUGCUAUGUCCCCUCCGGGAUUCAUCGAAGGCAGUCAUUGACCUGAGUCUAGGUCCCAAUCAGUGUAUCCGAAUCGCCAAUACCCGUGAAGAUAUCAAAUCUGAGGAUGUGAGACACCAUACAUAUAUGAUUGGUCUUCGAUCCACCCAUGGUUCGUUGCUGCAACCAACGGACACCAUAUGGGAUCUUAUCAUACGAGGACGACAUGAGCAAGUUUCGAUUGUGAAUCUUCGUGAAGAUACUAUCUGGGGCAAUAUCGGCACCAGAGGACACGACAACAUUCAGACACGAUUGGUCCAUCCUGCAAAUGCUUCACAAGGUCCUCCCACAACAACUGGAGCAUCCACGAAAAAGGAUGCAAAUACUGGGGCCAAAGAUAAAAAGAAGAAACCAGUCGAAAAGGAAGCCAACGCGAAAAAAGCAGCUGCUACCAAUGCGGCAUUGGAAACAAAAAAUGAAAAUGAGGAAAGAGUUGUCGACACUUCUACUAGCAGUGAAGAAGAUGAAGCGGAAACUACAGAGCCCGAAGAAGACAUGGCAGACACGAUGGAUGUUGACACCGAAGAAAAUGAUCCAGAAGCCGAUGAAAGUAGCGAUUCUGAAGACGACGCACAGGUAACAGACACCUCGAACGAAUCAUUGGAUAACGGUGAAGAGGAGAAGGACAAGAACGACCCACUGCCACUAUCUACAAAGGCAAAAGCACCCAAUCAGCCAGAUCAAACGAAACCCGUUGAGAAGUCUGACGAUAAAGUCAAAUCUGAGCUUGUGAGCCUCCCCGACUAUCUAUGGCAUUCGGAGCAGCCGGAAGACGAGGAUGUAGCAUUGGACUCAGCAACGAACGAACCAAAGAAGGCCGAUGAAAACGAUGACAAUGAUGAAGCAUCCGUACAGUCUGAUGAUAGCGAUUCAUCCUCCUCUUCAUCAUCAUCAUCAUCAUCCUCCUCCUCGUCGUCGUCUUCCUCUUCAUCCUCAUCAUCUUCGUCCUCCUCCUCAUCUUCCGAGUCGUCUUCUUCCUCAACUUUGGCUCUAGAGAGGGGAACUGAAGUUCUUACCCAAAAAGAAAAUGAUGAAAUGGAAGAAGCGGAGGAACCCGAAAAGACUCAAGAAGCUGUUUUGGAUUCUUCGGUCGACCCACCAGUGCAAAACCACGACCCCAACGAUGACAACGAGUCGUCUUCUUCCUCGACUUUGGUUCCAGAUAGGGUAAAUGAAGUUCUUACCCAAAAAGAAAAUGAAGAGGCGGAAGAGGGGGAGGAACCCGAAAAGACUCAAGACGCUGCUGUGGAUACUACCGUCGAUCCACCAGUCCAAAACAAAGAAAAAGACGAUGAUGGCGACGACAAGCCAAAAAGUAGCAAGCAUGACAAUCAUGAAAGCGAUGCCAAGCCAAAAGGUUUCAAGCCAACCAAGGUGGAGAAACCAAAUGUAGUAGUGGGGAUGGAAAUUAGUCUGCCGCCACCACUAAGAAAGAAGGACGACGGAGACAAUUUGAAAGAAGAAGACAAUGGCGACAACGAAAAGGUGGAGCAGGAAAAUGAUGGAGCCAAACCAGAAAAGGCUGAUGAAAAGGAAGACAACGAUGAGGGUGAUGAUGAUAAUGACGAUCAUUCCGCAUCAUCUUCGAGUUCCUCAUCCAGUUCAAGUUCCAGCAGAAGCAGUGACUCAUCUUCUUCAACCUCCUCCUCAUCAUCAUCAUCUUCCUCCUCCUCAUCUUCCAGCAGCAGCAGCAGCAGUGAGAGCAACAAGACUGCAACCCCGGAAGUAAAGGUAGCGGCCAAUGCCAACUUUUCGUCGACAAUUGGCAGCACCAGCAAUACGGCCACAGCACGACCGGCCACUGCUACUGCUACUGCUACCGCCACCACCACCACCACCACUGCCAAGAGACGAAAACUAUUCCGACCAUUGUUGGAUCCCAACAAGGAGAUCAUCAUCAAGCCCACCAACCGACGCCUAUCCUUUUCGCAGACUUCAAAUGGGUAA
Messenger RNA from Cylindrotheca closterium, 2433 nucleotides. The record is from the annotation of a GenBank genome assembly. NCBI's taxonomy places the organism in Eukaryota, Bacillariophyta, Bacillariophyceae, Bacillariales, Bacillariaceae.